AUGUUCGACGUAAAGGAGUUUCUGCGAUUCGUGGUCAUCAGCUUUAUUACCGCGCCACCAAACUUCAAAUGGCAGCAACUUCUUGAAAGGUCAGUAGAUCUCAAUUUCACAGAAGAUACUGGCGCUAAAGUCAGCCCUAGAGCCUUUCCAGCAUAUGAGCGCGAUCGAAGCCCGCCACUGCCUUUGACACGACCGGCCGAAGAAGGUGAAGAGGACGAAAAACAUGACACAACACCUAGGCCAAGGAAGCUCAAUAUCAAGAAUACUCUGACCAAAUGGUUCAUCGACUGCAUAACAAUGGGGGCUCUGCUGAAUACUGUUGCGUUCAUUCUCCUCAUCGGUGUCCUCAAAGGCCAAGCGAAGGAACAGAUUGCACAGAAUAUUAGAACGGAGACCUUCCCUAUCAUCUUCAACAGCUACAAGAUAUGGCCGAUAGCUUCGAUCAUCAGCUUCAGUUUCGUCCCUGCUGAGAAGCGUAUUGUAUUCCUUUCUUGCGUGGGCCUGCUUUGGGGAGUCUAUAUGUCCUUGAUUGCGGCAAGCAUAUAG
Messenger RNA from Lithohypha guttulata, 546 nucleotides. RefSeq lists its product as uncharacterized. The coding region runs from base 1 to 546 and encodes 181 amino acids. NCBI's taxonomy places the organism in Eukaryota, Fungi, Ascomycota, Eurotiomycetes, Chaetothyriales, Trichomeriaceae. Gene Ontology annotation, cellular component: cytoplasm; membrane. The record is from RefSeq and is a predicted model, not a curated record. The transcript has 3 exons.